GAAUAUAAAGGAGUUGGGAGUUGAGUCUUCGCAGCAAUGUCCGCCACCCGUUCUGUCUGUCUUCUUGAGCGCUCUGAGCGAAAUUUUUUAUAUCCUCUUUCUACUUCUUUACAGCUCUGCUCGUUCGAUAUAGCAUCCUGAAAUACUACCAUGACGGGCAACUCAGCUACUCCAAACGGCAUCAACAGUCUACCCUACCCGAGACGACCGAUCGUCAUCCUAGGUGCCGGCAUCAUCGGCUGCGCAGCCGCACGCCAGCUUCUUCAGAAUGGAUUCCAAGUCGUGCUUGUAGGAGAAUAUCUUCCAGGAGAUCAGAAUAUCUUCUACGCUUCAGCAUGGGCAGGAGCUGCAUGGCAUGCCGCGGGCGGCCUGUCAGAGGAACACCGAUACCUCCAGGUGGUGACACAUCGACACCUAUUGAAGAUGGCACAAGAACCGGAAUCCGGUGUCUGCAUGGUCAAUGCUAGAGAAUAUCUGGAGGAGGCACCUGCAAAGAAUUCAGCUAUCUGGGGAAGGACAGUCGUAUCAAACUUCCAAGAGCUCGCCCCGGGCGAAUUCCCACCCAACUUCAACUGUGCAUGGUCCUACGACUGUCUGGUGACAGAUCCCACUAAACAUAUGCCCUAUCUUAGGAAGCAGGUUGAAUCUCUUGGUGGCAAAUUUAUCCGACAAAAGGUCUCCUCUCUCGAGGAGUUGUACUCAAUGUUUCCAGAUUCCCGGAUUUUCAUCAAUGCCAGUGGCUGGGGCAGCAAGCUCUUGAAUGAUGUUAGAGAUGACAAAUGUUAUCCUGAUCGUGGCCAGAACGUCUUUUUGAAGACCUCCAACUGCAGAACGAUGUAUUUCCGCAACGGAAAGGAAUACACGUAUGUCAUUCCUCGGCCUCUUUCAGAAGGAGUAGUCCUGGGGGGUAUCAAACAGCCCAACGUUACUUCGCCAGAGGUCGACCUGGAAAUCGCGCGCGAUGAGAUUGCAAGAGCCCAUCGCCUUGCACCGGAAAUUGUUCCCGCCAAUCCGCCGGAAUCCGACCUGAGUUAUAUUGUGGGAAUUCGUCCUUCACGCCAGGGCGGCUUUCGCCUAGAUUCUGAACGUGUCGGGGAGCGGACACUCCUUUCUGCGUACGGAUUCGGUGGUGGCGGAUAUGCCUUUUCGUACGGAAUCGCAGAUGCUCUGCUGAAGAUGGUGGAAAAGGCAGAGUUUGAGAAUGUGGUGGCUUCUAGUUGAUUACCAGCUUGUACAUCGCGGGGAGUUCCUGGAGAUCUGUCUCCAGAAAAUCACAUAUUGUCACAAUAUUAACAUUCUCAUUUGCCACGUUAAAAUUCUAUUUGUAAAUAUCGACAGGUGACUAUACUCCUCGAUUAGCCUUGCGUAUGGCUCUUCUGAGGUGUGCGAUUAGGCGUGCGUAAGCGUACAACCUCGCU
Messenger RNA from Paecilomyces variotii, 1418 nucleotides. RefSeq names its product FAD dependent oxidoreductase superfamily. The record is from RefSeq and is a predicted model, not a curated record. Gene Ontology annotation, molecular function: D-amino-acid oxidase activity; FAD binding. The transcript is spliced from 3 exons. Lineage: Eukaryota; Fungi; Ascomycota; Eurotiomycetes; Eurotiales; Thermoascaceae. Bases 151 to 1221 code for a protein of 356 amino acids.